AUGCGCCGCCGCCAAGGUGACUUCAACAGAAAACGUCCGCCAAGCUGGACAUGGGCGGGCUGGGAAGCUGCACAGAACCCAUUGGAAUCUGGAAGUAAAGGCGCACGAGUUCGUUAUGAACAACCCUUUGAUGUCUUGGUCUUGAACUCCGGCAUCGUUCAACGGUACCGCAGGUGCGGUGAAGAGCGCAUUCGUCCUCGCAAAGGCAUAUUUUACAGUGUCCAAGAAAGACUUAACCGUUUCUCCUUGCAGGAACUGGGGCUCUUCGGCAUGUUGAACAUGACAUCGAAAGCUGAGGAGGAGGUAGACCAACCAGAUCUACAUAUCAACACAGUCGUGUCUCGAGAGCACUGGAUCAACACCGCAACGCAUCCUAGAGUCGGUACCGUAAAGUUCGAUACCGGUUAUAGCGCAAAACACCCAAAUUACGUGACCGCAAUCCUAUUGUCGGAAGCGCAGUACUUGGGUAACGAGACAAGGCCAGAUGUUCUUGGCUAUCCACUCUACAACAUCAUCCUUGUAAAGACAGUAAGAGUAAGAGGUAAGGUAAAGUUCAUGGAGCGCAUAGGUCUUGGUAAGAUUUACAAAUAUGCAUGGAGAGAAGCAGGGGCGAGCAAGGAAGUGGUUGUGUUAGAGUAA
Messenger RNA from Bipolaris maydis ATCC 48331, 639 nucleotides. NCBI's taxonomy places the organism in Eukaryota, Fungi, Ascomycota, Dothideomycetes, Pleosporales, Pleosporaceae. The record is from RefSeq and is a predicted model, not a curated record.